Molecule: messenger RNA, 3960 nt
Organism: Durusdinium trenchii
Lineage: Eukaryota; Dinophyceae; Suessiales; Symbiodiniaceae
Source: the annotation of a GenBank genome assembly
UGGAAGGAUGCUUUUAAGUUUCUAAAUCGCCAGCUCAUCAGAGUCACUCAAGCCUCAAAGGCCCUGUUUCCAUCGCAUCAUCCACGGUUUGAUGAAGGAGAUCAGCAGAAGCUUCACUGUCAACUUGUUUGCAGAUUCAGAUGGAAUUGAAUGCCUGUGUAAAGGUGGGGCUAGUGACAUGCUUUCCUCAAGUCAAAGACCGGUGCAGGCCAGUGGCACCAAAGGUAAAGGUGCUUAGACUUGACAUACCUUGCACAUAGGCCUUCUGUAAGCCUCGGGUCUUUAUCGGCAUCCACAGGUGUAGGCACCUCGACGAGACCUUAUAAAGCUCAUAAAGCUUUGCAUAUCACAGAGAAUGCUCGAAAUAAUUCUCUCAGAACACAAGUCAACGAGCACAGAAAGCACCAGAAUUUGUGCCAAGAUGUUGGGGUACUGGACUUCAAUGGUUGGAUAAAACUUCUGGAGGGCAUCUCAGUUCGAUGAGCUUGAUCUCGCCAAACAUCACAGGCCGUAGCAAAUGUCCAAUACAUGCUGCCUCAUGUGUGUCUAGGUAGGUCUCGGAGUCAUUGCAAGUCCAUGCGUCGCUUGAUUGAUGCUGCAUAACUUCAGCCCCAGUUGCAUUCGGUGAUUUCAAAACACGGAAUCGUCCAAAGGCAUUGAGGGACACACCUCUCAGAUCCUGAGAGGGCAGCUUGUUCCGUACAAAGAAACUCGAGGCGGAAACCUUUUAUUUUGAUGGCUUUGGAUGUACCGUUGAAAGGGCUUUGUUCGGAAUGGGAUAUUUGGUAUGCCUUGCAGGAGGGGGCACAAAUGCAAGCAACCCAGCCGCGUUUGGAAAAGCAAGCGAUUUGGGCUGGAUCUACUUGUGGGGAUGCUCAUCAUAUCGAAUAUUGACAAGAACACUGUUCUGGGGUCCUGUGGAUUUGAGGUAGUACAAAAUAUGUAUUCUUGUGGCGUGAUUUGUAACUACGAAAGGUAGCUUGAGCUAAAGGUGCUCAGAGUUUCGGAGCUUGUUCAGGAGGAUGGCUGAUGGGUUUGUGAUGUCGAGUGAAUGCUGUGAAGAUGUCGCUUGCAUUUCAUUUGGUCUUCAUUCCUAAACGCAAUCAUUAAAAGCAGUGGAGGAUGGAAGGCCAGUGCAUGAGUUGCCAGGUUCAGAUAUGCCACUAAAAAACACAUAAACGAAACGACACCUAACAAAUCCAACCAGAGUGUAUUCAGAGCUAUAUUUAAAUGGUUGCUGCUAGGACGCUAGCUCAGUUUUAGGGGAAGCUGCCCUGGGAUGGUUUGAGUUGAAGUGCUUUCAGAUUUUAGGGUUGUAGAAUAGAUGCUUGGUUUUGUGUGAAGAAACACAUGCUUAUCAUUCUUCUAGUCACACCCCUGUGCCUAUGAAUGACUUUUACAAAUCCUUGACCAUAACGCUCCCGAAACGGAUCCCUGAUACUGUAAGUGUUCUUUAAACGAGGCUUGAAAGGGUCGCAGCAGUUCAACAGGGCUCCGCACAUGGGCCUCUCGAGGGUCUUGAGGUGGACUGACUUGCUUCACCUGAGGCCCUGAGGCACUUGAUUGAAUGCAAUGCAAUGGAUGGUUCAAUGAGAUUCGGCGUAUGGCGCACUUAAUUCUAAAUACAUCUAAAUACACCUAUGGACAACUAGCAAAAGCACUUCAGAAUCGAGGUCAGCGGGUUGUGUAGUACAGUAGAUCUUGUGUUAAUGUGGUUGGGCUGCAACGAACUGAGACAACAAAACAUGUAAAGAAACUCAUGAAUCAAAGACAGGCGCUUUAGAUUGAAGUGUCACUGUUUCGAUAUCCAUUCUAUACUUUCAGCACAGCUGUUUGAGGCCUCUAGCUUUGCGGCACCAGAAAAGUCAAUCGAAGAAAACGAUGAGACCAACGCAUCAUCAGCUUUGUGGCCUGGCCAGUCUGCUUACCAUUUGGCUCUUUAACUCCAUCUCUAUUUAUAACAUCUCCAUACUUAGACUCAGAAAACUCUCAAACACUCCUUUUCCUUUACUCCUAAACCUUAAUUUUGCCUUUUUCUGGUGUACUUAAAGGUUUUAAUCUGGGCUUGGAAUGAGAAUGCUGUCAGAGCAUUUCUAUGUCGGCCAAGAGAGGAGUAGGCAACACGCUUGUUUUCCAGAGAUGCCUUUGAAAUCCAACUUGCUUGGCAUUCCCCUCCAAGACACACGACAAGAAGUAGGACAAGUAAACCACAAUCGUGGCCCGUGACCUGUUAAGUGUCUAAAAAUGGCAGGACAUGCGACAUUUCCAAGAGCAGGUCAAAGAUGUCAACAACAGGUGCCCAUCAUGCAUGCUGGGUCCUAGCUCAUCACAACAGCUGAAGCUACCAUUUUGUGAAGACAGUGAGAUGAUUGCAUCAGUUGAUCUUCCGACGCUCGGUAUGGCUUGACCAUAUUCAUGCCGAGCACGGACUGUGUGGCCUAAUGAUUCCACUUCCCGAACUGCUGCCAUCUCAGCUCCCGGUUUAAAGGCAGAUUGUCAUGUCCCAGUGCUGCCAUGAUGCUUGCAAUGCUUGGGAUGUUUGGAAUCUUGAUGAUGAUGGCAACUGGACAUUCGACUUAGCGUUGCCUUGCUUGUUGCGUGGAGAUUUUUGAGACUGUGUAGAUAUCCAGACCUUCCUUCACGUGGACAAAAUGGUGGAGGGCCGCAGCACACACUUACCACAUUUUGCCUUUAGAGAGUUGAUAGUACUUGAUCAUCUUGAUCCUGCCUCCAUAUUGAUCUUCCAUUCUAUCUUCUGGUCAUAGCCCACUUGCCCGCUUGAAGUAUGGGAAUCGUGCGAGACGAGGCCCCUCCUGGCUUCCAGGUCGCAGCUGAGCCCAAUACUUGGACUUUGCUCACAGGCGCCGCUCCCUGGAGUGCACGGGACCGUGCUGCUGCCACCGUGUUGAAGGGCCGCGUUUUCCUGGCGGGUGGCUAUGACUAUCACGAACACCUGAAUGAUGUUUGGUCUUCAGAGGAUGGAAUCACUUGGACUCAAGUUUCGAAUGAUGCCAGCUGGACAGCCCGAUCUGGCCAUUCAAUGGUCACCUUCAACAAGAACAUGUGGAUAUUGGCAGGUGAGAAUAGUCCUAUUGGUAAAAGCAUUUACUUCAAUGACGUUUGGGCUUCCCCCGACGGAAAGCAAUGGGAGCAGCUGACUGGAAAUGCUCCGUGGUGCAAGCGGACGAGUGCAGCAGCGGCCACGUUCGACUCGAAGGUGUUCGUACUGGGCGGAGUGUCUGAAUCCAACACCUACUUGAACGACGUUUGGUCAUCGGCGGACGGCCGAGAGUGGACAGAGUUGGUCACAGCAGCGCCCUGGUCACCACGCUGGGGCUUGGGCGCAGCAGUGCUGAGAAACCAGUUGGUGAUCAUGGGUGGAAACAUCGAUUUCGGGCCUGGCGAGACCAACGAUGUUUGGUCCACGCUCGAUGGUCGUGCCUGGCAGCGGGGCAGUGAUGCACCAUGGGCAGCGCGCGCCGAUUUUGGAUUGGUGGCAACGGAGGAUCAAAUCUACUUGGCAGGUGGGACAAGCUACAAGAAGUUCAAUGACAUUUGGGCGUCCAAUGGAACCACCUGGACCGAAAUUCUCGCAGAUGCCCCUUGGGGGCCACGCUCCGGCCUAUGUUCAGCAAUUCUGCCUACGAAGGUCCUGGGAAUCUUCGGAGGAAAUGGGCGGUACGUACAAGAACCUUGGUGUGGUCAUGGCUGCGCACUGAUGACAAAAGUCCGAUCCAACGGUUCCAGGAUGCUUAGACAACCAAAAGAACUGGGAUGUGGAAACUACUUUGGAUAGCUCUCUUUGUAUGUAGUCGUUGUUUGACUACGCUCGGCGAUGUGGACACCAAUGAUGUGUGAGAUGUACAAUGAUGUUUGGUCACUCCAUCUCAACUCUACGCAGCUUUCGGCCCAACUAAUUAUUUGAAGGCCAACACAAUCAAUGUGUGUAGGUAACAAAGA